Halteromyces radiatus is the source of this 1277-nucleotide messenger RNA. RefSeq lists its product as uncharacterized. Gene Ontology annotation, molecular function: metal ion binding; ubiquitin protein ligase activity. NCBI's taxonomy places the organism in Eukaryota, Fungi, Mucoromycota, Mucoromycetes, Mucorales, Cunninghamellaceae. Bases 43 to 1266 code for a protein of 407 amino acids. The transcript has 3 exons. Gene Ontology annotation, biological process: protein polyubiquitination. The record is from RefSeq and is a predicted model, not a curated record.
UAUUAUUAUUAUUAUUAUUAUUAUUUUCACUGUAUUCAUACUAUGAAUGAACAUCCCUUCCUUUUUGAUGCUUCUAUGAAUACUAAUACUAUUGGUGAAAUGAUAGGCAUUCAUCAGUUAUCAAAAAGUUCUCCUUCCCAACUUCCACCUUUUCUCUCCAAACGGUUAUCUCGUCAAGACAAUCUACCUUCUCCAUCUCAAACUCCAAAAACACCGUCGUUAGCUCAUGUACCAUGCAAGUUCUUUAAACAAGGUACUUGUACUGCUGGAGCCAACUGUAUCUUUUCUCACAAUCCUGAUCCAACUUCUGAAACAGCUGUGUGUCGUUACUAUUUGAAAGGUACGUGCAAAUUUGGAACAAAAUGUGCCUUGCUGCAUACAAUGGCGCCAUCACCUUUGGAAACUACCACAUCAACAUCUACUACUUCAAGGAUUGGAAUCACACCUAGAAAAAUACAUAUUCGGCAGCAACAGUAUCAUCAUCAUCACUUUGGUUCUCCCUCUCCAAAGAAUGAUUAUGGAUUGAUACAACAACAACAUCAUCAUCCAUCGCCUGACACAGUACAAAGUGCUUCUUUUGGAAGGUUUCAAUCCUCAUUACAGCAAAGACAACAACAACAACAACAAAGACGGCAAAUUUAUUCAACUUCAUCAUCAAAUAUAUUGGACAACAAUAAUAUGGAUAUGGAUGAAGAUGCUUAUGAUGAUGUGAACGAUGCAAUGUUACCCUCUUCUUUGAACGAUCUACUGACCCCUUCGGAGCUACAAUCAAGAAGAGCACGGGAACAAGAAGAUCUGCUGAUGGAAUACUCUAGUCCAACUUCAAACACUCAAAGUUGGUCAAUCAUCGAUGGACGCACUCCACCUACUACAAGAGGUUGGUCGGUUCCACUUCACCUCGCCAAUACUACAGUAGGAUCACCUUUCUCAACUUCUUCAGCUUCAUGGAAAUGGAUGGAAGAUGAUUUUACGAAAUCAUAUUCUAUAACCAACACUUCUUCUAUGACAACAACAACGCCUACACCAGCAACAUCAACCACAGUGGCUACGACUUCAUCUUCUGAUCAGGAUCCAUUUGACUUCAAUGAUGACGACGUACAAUUCUUUAUGGAAGACGAUAUUGAUCAACAACAACGUUCAUCACCUCCGUUACAACAGCAUGAUAAAAAGCAGCAAUCACAACAUUCCAUUACCACCACUCCCUUCAUAUUCCCUUCUCUUAUUUCUUCAUCCAAUUCACCCUCCAAUAGUGUGCCAAGGUUCUGAUAAACUUCCAC